AUGAUUUUUCUUCUCUGGCACGCGUCGCAAUUUUUCACAAAGCUGCUAAUUUCCUCAGACAUUUUAUCCCAAAACAUACUUCUCUUAAUUUUCUCAAGUGUGCGCUUUUCGCCUAAGUGUCCUCCCUGGAUCGGAUCUUGGUGGUACUCUGUCAUUAGUCGUUUUCUAAUCGAUUCCGGAACCAAUAUUUUUAGUUCUCCUUUAUCUUUUAACCAUAUUAUGUCUCUCCAUUCCCUCCAUUUCUCGUUUUCCUUGUUUUCUCCCAACUUUUCUUUAAUUUCUUGAAUAUAUUUAUCCUCAUUUUGGGCUUGAAGCAUUUCUUCGGCUGUUAUCUUUUUAGCAAUUUUUACCAAGUUUAUUUCCUUUUGGUUCCUUUCUAAAUUUCCAUG
Molecule: messenger RNA, 389 nt
Organism: Meloidogyne enterolobii
Lineage: Eukaryota; Metazoa; Nematoda; Chromadorea; Rhabditida; Meloidogynidae
Source: the annotation of a GenBank genome assembly